Messenger RNA from Punica granatum (pomegranate), 2010 nucleotides. The record is from RefSeq and is a predicted model, not a curated record. NCBI's taxonomy places the organism in Eukaryota, Viridiplantae, Streptophyta, Magnoliopsida, Myrtales, Lythraceae.
UUAUUGCAGCUGGAGAAAUAGUCAUGUUGUCCAUACGAUUUUUAUCUCCACCAAAGGGACUGGCCUUCGACUCCCCGAGCCCCCCACUCGCAAGCCCCCGUGGCGGCCAGAAGGAGCCGAAACCUCCGCCACACGGCACGGCGGCCGCCGGAAUUGCUCCAACCCGAAGCUGCCACCUCAAGUCCCGAUCUUCACCUCAACAUGCUGUCCCUCCGGUUCCCUAUUUCAGUAGAGAAGGUGCCUCUCAAUGUCAACCGAAGUCCUUGCCCGUCGUCUAAAGCCCAAAACCUCUCAUGCUCGUCUUGCUCUCGAUCGGCAUGGCAACGAGCCUUCGCCGGAGCCACGGGUUUGGCUGCCAGGGAGGAAGAUAAGGAGGUCAACGGUCGAAUGGCCCUCACCGGAGACUUGGUGAAGCUAGAGGAGCCUCUGCCCUCCGGCCUCCGGUGGGAGCUGAUGCCGAGGCACGUGGCUGUAAUAAUGGACGGCAGUGCCAGGUGGGCACGUCGCCGGGGGCUGCCGGCAUCAUCGGGCCACGAGGCGGGAGUGCGGUCCUUGAAGGAGCUCGUUGAGCUCUGUGGUAAAUGGGGGAUUAGGAUUCUUACAGUGUUUGCAUUCUCUUCCGAGAACUGGUCUCGGCCCAAGGCAGAGGUUGAAUUCUUGAUGGGCUUGUUCGAAAGAGUAAUAGAAUUUGAGUUGCAGAAUUUCUCGAGAGAAGGGGUGAGAAUAUCCACAAUAGGAGACUCAUCGAGGCUUCCCAAGUCAUUGCAGAAACUCUUGAAUAAGGCAGAGUGCUCGACAAAAGAUAACUCUCGACUCCACCUUGUUGUCGCGGUUAGCUACAGUGGAAAAUCUGACAUAGCUCAAGCAUGCAAAAGCAUAGCUCACAGAGUGAGAGAUGGUCUCAUCCAAUUGGAGGACGUCGAUGAGGAACUGAUUGAGGAGGAACUAGCGACUAGCUGUUGUGAGUUUCCCUGUCCAGACUUGCUGAUACGGACAAGCGGCGAGCUCAGACUCAGUAACUUCUUGUUGUGGCAGUUGGCCUAUGCUGAGCUUUUCUUUUCCGAAGCCCUGUGGCCUGAUUUUGGAAAAGCUGAGUUUGUAGAGGCUUUACGAUCAUUCCAGCAGAGGCUGAGGCGGUAUGGUUCGAGGGAGUCAUGAGACAGCUAUGAAGUAGGUUCUCUUCAAUCUACUUAUCAGAGAUUCUUCAGUCCAACAGAGUCGACUGAGACUUGGACUCAUUUAAACGCCGGGGGGGGGGGGGGGGGUGGGGGGGGGGGGGGUGGGGGGUAAUAGAAAAAUUCAAUUAAGCAACAGCUCCUCUAGAAACUGAUUCAUCGGAAAUCUUUCGCCAUUAUGGUGAUGUUACUCUUCAAUUAAGUGUUUGCCUGCUCGCGGUUAGUUCCUUCCUGCUGGAGCUUCCUCAGCUAUUCAUUAUGGCCAGUAUAAUGCAGAUCAACUCAGACUUUGAGAUUAAACAAGUCGCUGAAGAGUGAAAGAUAACUUGAGACUCAGCUGGCUAUUCAUCUUCAUGAUGAGUGCAGAAGGGAUUUGAUUUCUGCUGGUUUACAUGUUUGUAUGGUGAAGCUGUUCAGCUGCAGACUGUAAGUUUGCUCAUUUGUUUGACAUAUGUAUGUUUACUCUGGUCAAGUCUCAUCCAGCUUAGUUGGAUGCUAUCAUUAACUGUAUAGGAACUAAAUAAGCAUUUACAUAUAUAGCAGCAGCGGAUUUUUCGGUCCUACUUUUAUGUACAUCCUUGUCACGGAUACUUGGGCCAAAAACGAGGGGAGUUGGCAGAGUAAGCUUGUUAUCUUGAUCGAUAUGACCUGUUUAUAUAGUCGACAUUGUGGCCAUAGAUACUUUUAAUGUUGUCAUUCAUAAGUCUUAGAUCAUAUGUUGGCCUUCUUUGUCAGAGAUCAGUGUGGCAGCUUCCUCAUGUUUAGUGUGAACCAUGAAGAAAUGGGAAGAGAUUUGGAUCAACCAUGAUAUAUUGAUUUGCUUGGACUUUGUACA